UCUGCUCGGUGUCCUUGGAAACGCCAGCGCGCGGCUCCAGCUCUGACAGCUGCUCAGUCUGCUCGCAGACUAACUAACUAACUGCUUCAAUCCCCCUGUUAAAAAUCGCCCUAGAGGGGCGUCUGACCCACAAAACUGUUUAAAAACAGUGGUCAGCCGGUCAGGAUGUCCACUGAAGGAACGGAAAAUGCAGGCUGUGCUAGUGGGGAUGACGAGGAGUGGCUUUAUGGAGAGAAUGAUGAAGAUGAUGCUAUUCCUGUUGAUGAUGAUGAGAAGACAGAGACUGAGGUUUUCAGCGCGCUCAUCGGGGACGUGGAAGGUGUUAAUGGAGUGGGCAAACAGAGCGACUCGGACAGCGACGAUGAUGUGUGUGUUACCAUUGGUGAUAUCAAAACGGGUGGCAGCCAGACCAUCACUCCUGUCAAUAUCAUAAUAAAGACCUCUGACAGAGCCAGUUUGUCAGGCACGAAGGUCAGAGGAGUGGAUCUGGAUGCUGAGGACAGCGUCAGUGGCACUCUGCUGGACGCGGAUGUAGAGUCAUUUGAGGAGAAGCCGUGGAGGAAACCAGGUGCGGACCUGUCAGACUAUUUUAAUUAUGGCUUCAACGAGGACACCUGGAAGAUGUACUGUGACAAACAGAGGAGACUGCGAAUGAGCAUAGAAGUCAUGACCUUGGGCUCCUCCAGUAAAGUCGUUGUGAAUCGUGGUGAUCUCUCCUCUAAAUCUGAUUAUUCCUGCAGGAAGUCGAACAGCUCCAUCAGUGUCAUUGGAGGACAGACGGGGACCAUCAGUCGUGUGGAAGGACGAAGACGUCACACCUCAGAUGAGAGCAACACACAGGUGCAGCCCUCCUCUGAGCAGUCCUCGGAUGCUGAGUUGCAGCCCCCCAAACUGCAUCCUUUCUUUCCUCCCAACAUUCCUCCUCCCCCUUUCCCCCCUCUCUCCAUCAGCACCACUUCCCCUCUCAUACCACCACCUCCUCGACUGCCCAUGACUGUGCCACCACCUGGUUUCCCUGUUCCUCCCGGGGUGCCUUCUCCUCCCCCCAUGUUAACUUCACUAGACAGUGCUCGUUCAAGAGGAAGCCAUUCUGCCCCGUUGUACCCCUUUUCUGCAGGUGUCUACCCACCACUGGUGAGGGCUGUGGCCUCCUGGCCUGGUAUGUUGGACAGUGCCAAAGCGUGGGAGUACUACACUCGUCACGACAAAAAGAGGGAGAGAGAGAAAGAGAGGGAGAAGACCCGAGAUAGAGACAGAGACAGAGAGAGGGAGAGGGACCGACAGCGUGAAAGAGAACACACACCUUCAUUCCAAAGCCGCAGCAGUGAUGAAGAGUGUGCGUUACGGCACAGGGAUCAUACUGAUCGGGAGAGAGAGAGACAACAGGAGCGUGCUGGUGGAACAGGAGAGAGAGAGGACAGAUACAGAGAGAGGAGACACAGGGAGCGCAGCGAACGGCAUAAAUCUUCCCGCAGCAGCUACAGUAGGAGAAGGCACGCUAGUGACGAUGGAGAGAGCCACAGGAGACACAGACACAAACGCUCCAGACGCAACCGAGACAGCACAGAGCCCAGUGAGGAGCGCAGCGCUGAGCACGACAACCAAUCAGAGCCCACUGAAUAAACCCUCAGGCCAACUAGCUUUGUGCUGACUAAUAGAGAAGUCUUAAUUUAUUCUGUCUUAAGCCCAAUAGCCACCAUUUACAUACUUUCAUUUGGGCCAAUCAAGAGCCAGGCUCACGCAGAGCUGAUUUAUGUUA
Messenger RNA from Colossoma macropomum (tambaqui), 1759 nucleotides. RefSeq names its product FIP1 like 1a (S. cerevisiae) (gene fip1l1a). NCBI's taxonomy places the organism in Eukaryota, Metazoa, Chordata, Actinopteri, Characiformes, Serrasalmidae. Gene Ontology annotation, molecular function: RNA binding. The transcript has 16 exons. The coding region runs from base 166 to 1623 and encodes 485 amino acids. Gene Ontology annotation, cellular component: mRNA cleavage and polyadenylation specificity factor complex. The record is from RefSeq and is a predicted model, not a curated record.